This is a messenger RNA of Aplysia californica (California sea hare), 3016 nucleotides long. RefSeq lists its product as uncharacterized. Lineage: Eukaryota; Metazoa; Mollusca; Gastropoda; Aplysiida; Aplysiidae. The record is from RefSeq and is a predicted model, not a curated record.
GGGUUUCGACAGUUAUCGUGUUCGCUGUGAUUUCUUAUGGUUAUCUCUUUUCAAAUGUUGCCUUCCUUGAAAUAUACACUGGCACGUGCGUGAGAGAUGAAUAGAAACUAAAAGUUUAAACCUAGAAAGCAAGCACUUAAAGAUCGUAUGAUUUUCGUAGUAUCGUUCUAGCCUAGCUGUAUUCGUUCCGAAGUCUCACGCUCAAGUCUAAACAUGCCACCGCCCCUCGCUGUGAUUGGCUGAGCUAGGACUAAAUGAUGUCAUCUUUCUUAUUGAAAGGGCACGUACAAUCUAACAGGCGAUUAGACUGAGAAGAUUUGUUACGGUAGUUAUUCGUACAAUUACAAAGUUAAUUUAAUUCAAAUUGACUUAUUCGACACAACGGACUGUUUUAUUGAACAUUGUGGGAAGUUUUCGGAUCUAGAAAACUACCACGAUCCCCCCGCCCCGCCAUCCCUCGCCAAUGAUUUUUGACGAUGGCGGAUAGACACGUCAGCAGGCGGCUUGACGAGCACGUUGCUCAUAACAUUACAUCUCACACAGGGGACCGGCCAGCCCACCAACACAACCCCCACAGCGAACUUGACCGUGAUCCCCAACAUGACCCUGAACAGGCAGCUACUUUAUUCCCCCGCGAUGGGUCCUCGGGAGGUUUUGAACCUGACAACAACGUCUACCCACCGAGUGAAAGCGGAACACGCAGUCCGUACUGCAGGGGUCACUCUGCUCACAGUCCGUGUAAAAGUGGACGUUCCGCCCAAGCCCCGCUCAGCGACUCCGGCACAACACAAGGUUCCGUUAGCGGCGGGCCGGACUCCCAGGGCACCACCGCCCCUCCUUCAGAAGGGAUUCAGCUGACGGACCCGUCUACCGGCCUCUCUGUUCCGGUGAGGGACUCGUGCAGCUCUCCGUCCUCUGUCUCCUCCCUCCAGCCGGGUUCGGCGCAUCGCGACAGCGGCUACAGCACUGAGGUCUCUCCCGCCAACACCUGCUCUCCGGCCAACACGGCCACGCCCCCACGCCCUCGAUACUUCCUUUUCGCUGACAACGAUACCACCCAGGCGGGCUCUGAAGGUCGCGGGGAGGGUCAAGACUGUCAAGAUAUUUCCCGUUCGGGUUCCAGCCAGGUCGAACAGUUUGCAGAACUAACCGAGGCCUCUCUAGCGUCAGCGACGGUGUCAAGUGCGCUAGACGAACUGCCAGGGCAGCAGAGAAAGUCUUUGUACGAGAGAAGAUUAAGUCAGAGAGUGAGACAUCCGGCGGCCCCCUUAAGACUGUCCCCUGAUAUAUUUCGCCGAGCGAGUACCCCAGAGUCAACUCCGCGGGCUCUGGCUAACCACGAUGACGUCACGCGGUUAGAAGAGUCAGCUGAUAGGUCAUACCUCGAACGUGUGCAAUUUGACUUCAAUAGCGAUGAUGAUGAUGAGGAGGAGGAGGAGGAGGAGGAUGACAAUGAGCCGACCAGUGGGGAGACUGAUGGGAAGAGGAGUUCCUCGCCUCGCGCCGGGCACGGUUUAUUAAGGCAGCGAACCCUUAGCGUGGUCGGGACUUUCGAUUCUUCUGGAAACUUUAUAGGCAGGCAGUCGUCCAGUAACGACAGCGGCGAUAAUGACGGUGGUGACGACGACGACGAAGAAGUGUUUUACACCACUGGUGUGUUGGGUCAGCAAACGAAUCGGAUGUUCCGAAAGGACAGCUUCUCUCUCCGGACUCGACGGUUUUGUUCCGACGGCGACAAUGGGGAGUCUGCAAUGGGUGACAACGCCCCCUCCAGACGUCGUGGAGGAGAGGGUGACCAUCAUUUUUUGAGCGAGGAUGUCCGCCAAACAUUCCACAACGAGGGUGCUACUUCUGGUACAAGUCCCGGGCGUCUCCUCGCUUCUUACGGCUUAAGGAGAAGAGACGAAGGGUAUUCCCCCGAACGAAAAAAACGUACUGACGUCAGAAACAGUGGUCACGUGACUGACUCUUCUAGAGGCAGUUCUCCCACGGCAAUGCUGAUGACGCAGAACUUCAGAACCGACCCGGCUCUUAGUAGCAGUCAAGGGUUUGAGUUUGAGCCCGAGCCGCGUCACGACGAGGCGAUAGCAGAUGAUGAGAACCGGCCUGACGUCUGCUGUGAAGCUGACGAGGAUGUGUUCACCUUUGACCUCGACGACAACGCGGACAGUAUUGGCGGAGCGACAGGGGGUGUCUUGCCUCGCUAUGUCUCAUCCCCGAGCGGAAGGGGGCGGCCAGGAGGAUCCCGUAUGUCCCCGAGAGGACCCGGACGAUCUCCCACCUACCACGAGAGACACGGGCGUCAAACUUCCAGGGCGUCCCCGACUGGGCUUGUAGUGACGUCUUCCUCGUCCCCCCUGUCCGCUGCGCUGUGUGAGCACCGCCCCCCUCAGAGCCCCGCCUCCCGUUUGAGAAUACGUCGGACUGGUCAGCCGCUGCCCGUUCCGCUCAUGGACAAUGUCCGGCUGGCCGGUGUGAGCGGCAGUGUGACCGUCUCUGUGUCCACGCAGACGCCGCAUCAGGCUUCCAUGCUCAUCCGCCAGAUCUUGACCACACCAGUGGCGCUUCCCAACGAAGCUAGAGGGAGCCCCGUGCACGAGGAACAUGGCUACUCCAACUCCUUCCCGGGGAUGCGCCCGUCCUAUCUGAGAAACCCAAUAACCCAUUUACGGGCGAUCAUGCGGGGAACCUUCGGUAGGUCUCGGGAAUCUUCGGUGGAUCUGACGGACGAAUCAGAGGACAGACCGCCAUGACUGCGACAUCUGGAGAAUGAAGGCCAAUGAAGUUUUGUUAUAAUAAUUCUGUUAAUUGAUCAAUCCAUAGUCAGCCCGGACGAUUUGAGGAAUCCUCGGUGAAACUCGCUUAAUUUGAUGUAAUUAAAAUGCAUUUUCAUCACUGUGGUUUACAUUCUAGUCGCGGUCAUCAAUCAAAGUUCGUUUAACAUCCGAGUUUGGACUGUCUGUCUGCAGUCUGCCAUGUGUUCACACUUGCAGUCCUCUGCACCCCAACACUUUAC